UCUUGGGUUUGGAAUACAUUGCAUUAUUAAAGAACAACUCUCCUAUCUGUGUGUCCCUCUCUCCUCUGCUCGCUGCUUGGUCCAGGAGCUUUUCGGAGGGCAAAGUUCACCAUGGAUGCCUCUCGGAUCGACAUCUUUGAGAUUUACCGAAGAUAUUCUGACAUAAAAUCAGGACAUGCAUACAUUGCUGGGGAAGAAGGGUACAGGCAAGACGGCGACCUUCAUAAGGCUAAGGUAUCAAGGGAGGCGCUCACACAGCUCUCAAAGUUGGUGGAGUCUCGAGUUAGUACAGGGGUAUCACUUUUUGAUGAAAUUUCUGUGCUCAUGUCUCAUCUGGGUUUGAGGGUGGACUUUGCAGAAUUCUCUCGGUUCUAUGAUUUUGUUUUCUUCAUGUGUCGUGAAAAUGGUCAAAAGAACAUUACUGUAAGCAGGGCGGUAACUGCAUGGAAAUUAGUUCUUGCUGGACGGUUUUCACUGCUUCAUCCGUGGUGUGAUUUUGUUGAGAAGAACCAACGAUACAAUAUCUCUGAGGAUACCUGGCAACAGGUUUUAGCUUUCAGCUGGUGUACCCGUGAAAAUCUAGAUGCCUAUGAUCCUGAAGGUGCUUGGCCUGUUCUAAUAGAUGAUUUUGUUGAGCAUAUGUACAGGAUGCAAGGAUCGUAUUAUGAUAAUUCCAACUUCCAUUGCAAGUGUGGUGAUCCAGAAUCUCAAUCAUGUGUUUUGGAGGAUUCCCUUCCUGGUCUGAGUAAUUUUUCUGGUGUAAAGAGGAAGUCAUAUGAAGACUUCAACAAAAAUGAUCAUAUGGAUGUCAACAAUAUUGCUUUUUCAAAUUGUAAAAAAAGUAGACCUAAGGAUGCAGCAGAUUUUGAGGACUAUCCACCAGGGAAUACAGCAGAGGUUUUUAUGGAAACUAGUACACAAAAUAGCCCAUUGUGUUCAUCUAUGUCCGCAUGUGCAGUUGAAGGGGUUCUGUCUAAGGGAUUUGCUGGACUACUCUCAACUCGUUCCUAUGUGCAGUUUAGUGGGGAGAGAAGGGCUUCGUUUUGAUGAAGCACCCUCCUUAUAGUUAGAGGUAUAUAGAAUUUUCUUUUGCUAGUUAAUAUCUGUUGAUGUAUUAGUUUUAAAUGGGCUGCAAUACACUAUUCUAGUUUCCAAUAUUAAUCGCAUUGUAAUCUGUAACAUCAUCCUGUUGAGUGUUAACAUUACCUUUGAUAAAAUUAAUAAAAGUGUUGUGUUUUGUUUGUA
Messenger RNA from Vigna radiata var. radiata (mung bean), 1245 nucleotides. RefSeq lists its product as uncharacterized. Gene Ontology annotation, cellular component: ubiquitin ligase complex. Gene Ontology annotation, molecular function: cullin family protein binding; ubiquitin-like protein binding; ubiquitin conjugating enzyme binding. NCBI's taxonomy places the organism in Eukaryota, Viridiplantae, Streptophyta, Magnoliopsida, Fabales, Fabaceae. The record is from RefSeq and is a predicted model, not a curated record. The transcript has 9 exons. Gene Ontology annotation, biological process: positive regulation of ubiquitin-protein transferase activity; protein neddylation. Bases 112 to 1047 code for a protein of 311 amino acids.